Triplophysa dalaica is the source of this 3042-nucleotide messenger RNA. RefSeq names its product solute carrier family 25 member 29. Gene Ontology annotation, biological process: mitochondrial L-ornithine transmembrane transport. The record is from RefSeq and is a predicted model, not a curated record. NCBI's taxonomy places the organism in Eukaryota, Metazoa, Chordata, Actinopteri, Cypriniformes, Nemacheilidae. Bases 279 to 1202 code for a protein of 307 amino acids. The transcript has 4 exons. Gene Ontology annotation, cellular component: mitochondrion. Gene Ontology annotation, molecular function: high-affinity L-arginine transmembrane transporter activity.
UCCCGCCACCUUUCAGUCAGGCUCCGGUACACAAACAGACGGCGAACCGAACGGCCGUUAAGUCAUAGAGCAGGUGAUAUUGACCGUGACCGUGACUCUACAACAGUCGGUGUCUCUUGAAUGCAUCAUAAUAACUGCAGGACUGCUGCAAUUUACAAGCAUUUCAUUGCAGGACAGGCCCGGGAAGCUAGCCGAGUGAAACCGAGUCGAGCCGAGUUCACUGUCGUGUAUUAGCAGACUCAUCUGAGGUGAAGCUUUGAGUUCCGUUUGUGUCAGUGAUGGACUUCCUCGCGGGCUGCAUCGGAGGUGCCGCCGGCGUCCUCGUUGGGCAUCCGUUUGAUACGGUUAAGGUUCGUCUUCAGGUUCAGAGUGUAGAUAAACCGCUUUACAGAGGCACAUAUCACUGUUUCCAGUCCAUAAUACGACAAGAGACUACGUUUGGUCUUUACAAAGGCAUCGGGUCGCCCAUGAUGGGCUUGACGUUCAUCAACGCCAUCGUCUUCGGUGUGCAGGGCAACGCCAUGCGCUGGUUGGACGAGGACACGCCCCUGAAUCAGUUCCUGGCCGGCGCGGCGGCCGGCACCAUACAAUGCGUCAUCUGCUGCCCCAUGGAGCUGGCCAAGACCCGCAUGCAGUUGCAGGGCACCGGCGAGAAGAAGUCGUCGACUCGGAAGCUGUACAAGAACUCUCUGGACUGCCUGGCUCGCAUCUACCAGCGCGAGGGUCUGCGCGGGGUCAACCGUGGCAUGGUCACCACCCUGAUCCGAGAGACGCCCGGCUUCGGCGUCUACUUCCUGACAUACGACCUGCUGACUCGCUCGCUGGGCUGGGAGCCGGAUGAUCCGUAUAUGAUUCCCAAACUGCUGUUUGCUGGCGGUAUGUCUGGAAUCGCGUCGUGGCUAUCUACUUACCCCGUGGACGUGAUCAAGUCCCGCCUCCAGGCCGACGGGGUUGGCGGGAAGUUCCAGUACAGUGGUAUCAUGGACUGCACGCGGAAGAGCAUCAAGCGAGAAGGUUGGAGGGUUUUCACACGUGGACUGACCUCCACUCUGCUCCGGGCGUUUCCCGUCAACGCCGCCACGUUCGCCACCGUCACCCUCUUCCUCAUGUACGUGCGACCCGAUGAGGGUCGUAAAGACUGUGAACCGGCUCCCGCCCAUCACGCCGCGCUACAGCAGCAAACGCAUCCAUCCAGUUUGUGAGUCACUCUCUCUAUGCGGCUGACGGAAGGAACUAGUUUGACGGCUGACCGGUUACCAAACAGAAUUGCACAACUUUUCCUUCUGUAAACAUGUACUUUCAGUUGAUCUCCAAGAACUGCUGCGGUUGUAAAUAUUUAUUUUUUUAUAUGCUAUAAUAUUUAACAACAAGAAAAAAGAGAUAAGUGUUUCCUUUUUCUGCCUUAUAAGAACAGCAUACGAAUGCGACUUGUGAAAGUAAGAUUGUUGAUGAAAUGGACAGCUGUAUACGGCACCUUUUGUUUUUACACGGCAGAACUAGAAAACUCGUCUGUUGGCUUUGCCGACAUGUGCUGCGCUAAAUAGAUGCAAAGUAAUCUCUAAAAAAACUACUCUGGUGAGAGAUGAUGUCAUGUUUCAUUUUCAACACUAAAAACGAUGAGGUGUAGACAAUACAAACAUAUUAAACUGAAUCUGUCGGAAAUUAAACAUGAUCUCUACCCCAAAAGAAGUCCUGAUCUACCUUUGUUAUAAUAUUCUGAGCUGUGAAUCUCGUAGUCUGAGAGGCUUCAUCAAAUUUGUGAAAAUAUUAAUGUUGUUUUGAUCGUUUGUCCAAAGGUUACACUUCUUAAUCCGUGCAAUAGACAUAGUCUUCCAAACGGUUAUCGUUGUCUACUCGGCCGUGAGAAAAUCUCAUUCAAGUAUUUUAACUUAAAUCAGUUUUUUGGAAGCGUGCAGCUCACCUUAUGCUGUUUUAAAAAAACAAGGUGUCCUGCACUCAAUUCUGUUACGUGUGUGUGAGUGAGUUACACAUGGCGGGUGUGUUCGCCCGGAGAAACGACAGCAACAUUGGCUUGGUUUUGUUUUUUAAAACAUCGAGAUGCCAGUUGUGUGACGUUGGAUUUUCACAGGAACUGUAUCAGUUGUGUUAUUAGAAUUGAAACGGCCUGCUGCAUUUCUCGUGUUACAUCUCUUGAUGAACUGAUGCAUGUGAUGUGUCAGUCAUGCUGGAAAAUCGGGAAAUAUUUUAUGUUUGUAUAUAUCCUGGCUUGAGAUUUUUUUUCUUGCAUAUAGAAAUUUGUGUAAAUAAGUUUGUGGCAUAUAUUCGUUGUCAGAGUGCUGAAUGUACAAGACAAAAUGCACCUUGAGUAGGGCUGUCAAACAAUCAAUCGCAUCCAGAAUAAAAGUUAGUGUUUACGUAAUAUAUGUCUGUGUACUGUGCAUAUUAAUUUUGUAUUUAUAAACACAAAAACAUACAGGCAUAUAUUGCAUGUUUAGGAAAUAUUUACAUGUAUUUAUUUAAAUUUACCAAUAAUUGGAACUAUAGACAUAUAAAUGUUUAUACACAUUUAGAUUUGAUAUUUUUCUUAAUUGUAUGCAUGUAUGUGUUUAUAGAUACAAAAUGAAUAUGCACACCUCACAGACAUGUAUUAUGUUAACACAAACUUUUAUUUUGGAUGCGAUUUAUCGCGAUUAGUCGUUUGACAGCCCUAAUCUUGAGAAGGAAUCAUAGGCAUUUUAAAGAAAUGUUUUGCUGUUUUUUGUGUGUUCUAAUGUAGAUAAUCUUGUAUUCUAAAUGGAAGUUUAGACGCUUUGCAUGCUGUCUGUGAAGAAUGUAAAUAAAGCGGAUCAGCUGUGUUUUAUGGAGUUAAAUCGGUUGCAAUAGUGCUUUUAAUAGCUUGGGGCAUUUUAAUGUUUGUGGUUACUGCUAAUGCCUAGGAGACAGAAGAACGUUGAGUCUCUCCUAUUUUUGUAAGAAAAUCUCCGUUCAGCCUGGCUCCCAUUUGUUGUUGGCCUCAACCGAUUUACAAAUUGCUUGUGGUCAACUUGAAUGAAAUGGGAAAAUAAAUAUGGGAUAAAUUAA